Messenger RNA from Mycena indigotica, 1710 nucleotides. RefSeq names its product Family S53 protease-like protein. Lineage: Eukaryota; Fungi; Basidiomycota; Agaricomycetes; Agaricales; Mycenaceae. Bases 1 to 1710 code for a protein of 569 amino acids. Gene Ontology annotation, biological process: proteolysis. The record is from RefSeq and is a predicted model, not a curated record. The transcript is spliced from 10 exons. Gene Ontology annotation, molecular function: tripeptidyl-peptidase activity; serine-type endopeptidase activity.
AUGGUUCUUCUUUCCGCCUCGUUCUUUGCGGCCCUCGUUGCGAUAGCAGUGGCUACACAAGCAGAGCGGUCGGCCUAUGUUAUUCAUGAACGUCGGGACACACCUGCUCGAGGCUUCGUCAAAGUUGGCUUAGCUCCCUCGUCCCAUGAGCUCACUCUCCGCAUUUCACUCAAGCCCAACAACAUUGCCGGCCUCGAGAAGGAACUGUACGCUGUUUCCGAUCCAAAAAGCGAGCGUUAUGGCAAACAUUUGACACUAGACGAGGUCGUUAAAUACGUCAAACCUACGUCGGAGGCACUUUCCGCUGUGAACUCGUGGCUGGAUGUUAACAAAAUCACCGCAAAAAUUAUCUCGCCCGCAGGCGACACCCUCCAGUUCAAUGUGCCCGUCUCAAAGGCCAACUCCAUCUUGAAUGCGGAAUUUUCAAGCUUCACGCAUUCCGAUACCAAGGAGACUGCUAUCCGAACGCUGCAGUACUCUCUCCCUGCCGACUUGUCUCCACAUGUCGCAUAUGUCCACCCCACGACCAGCUUCACGAAUCCGUUCGUCACACCCAAGAUCGAGCCAUUUAACAUUAAUGGCAAGCGUGAAAUCGACCCCAGCUGUGCGGACCUCACAACCCUUGAGUGUUUGCUGGAGGAAACGGGCAUUCCGAAACGGUCUGCGACACAGAAGAACAAUGUUCUGGGGAUUUCAGGCUUCUCAAACCAAUUUGCCCACCAGAGCGAUCUCAAGGAUUUCCUCGCCAAAUAUCGUCCUGAGAUGUCCUCGUCGGCGAAAUUUGACCUACAGUUCGUUGAUGGAGGCUCUAACACCCAGGUCCGCGAUUUUGCUGGUGUUGAAGCAAGUCUUGAUAUGCAAUACGCGGUUGGGCUUUCCGGCGGAGUUCCUCUCCGCUUCAUUUCAGUUGGUCCACUGAACGACGAUAAAGCGAGCAGCUUUUUGGAUCAAGUAAAUGCGCUGAUCGCCGACAACUCCCGGCCGACUGUGCUCUCGACAUCCUACGGCUUCAAUGAACAAGAUUUAACCCUCCCCGUUGCCGAGGGACUUUGUAACGCCUACAUGCAACUCGGGGCCUUGGGAACUUCUGUUUUGACUUCUUCUGGCGAGCGCGGUGUCGGUGGCAACUCGUGGUUCUGCGAUACCUUCCUCCCGACUGCCCCUUCAUCAUGCCCCUGGGUGACAUCAGUUGGCGCUUCCCAGACCAUUCUCGAAAACUACACCAAGAACAACUUCUCUGAAGUUGCAGCUUCUUUCUCUGCUGGCGGUUUUUCGAACUACUUCAAGGCCCCUGCAUACCAGGAGGCGGACGUUAGCUCAUAUGUUGCCAGCAUUAACGGUCAGUACGAGGGUCGAUAUAACAAGGCUGGACGCGGCAUCCCGGACGUCUCUGCCCAAGGGGUUAACUUUGUAACUCUCGUCAGUAACGAGUGGAACCUAGCCAGCGGCACGUCUGCUUCGACGCCCGUUUUUGCCGCCGUUGUCGCACACCUGAACGCCGAGCUCAUUGCAGCCGGCAAGCGCCCACUCGGUUUCCUCAAUCCCUUCCUCUAUAGCGCCGCUGGGCGGGCAGCACUCAACGAUGUGUCGGCGGGCAACAACCCCGGGUGUGAUACAAGUGGCUUCAACGCGACUGUUGGCUGGGACCCCGUCACUGGCCUGGGCACGCCGAACUACGUUAAACUGAGAAAAGCGGUCGGCCUUGUAUAG